Molecule: messenger RNA, 206 nt
Organism: Caenorhabditis elegans
Lineage: Eukaryota; Metazoa; Nematoda; Chromadorea; Rhabditida; Rhabditidae
Source: the annotation of a RefSeq genome assembly
UCAAUAGUGAAGCAGCUGGUCCUAUCGCUGGCCAUUGCCAAGAGAAGGUUGGAGUUAAAACACAACGACAUCCAUCCUGGCAACCUUCUUGUCCAGGAGACCGACGCCCAGACGCUCAAAUACAAAAUGGAUGGGAAGAUCGUCAAAAUAACGUCUAACGGCUUGUUCGUGUCCAUAAUCGAUUUUUCGGAAUUUUUUAUUCAAAC